Messenger RNA from Prunus armeniaca (apricot), 915 nucleotides. The record is from the annotation of a GenBank genome assembly. Lineage: Eukaryota; Viridiplantae; Streptophyta; Magnoliopsida; Rosales; Rosaceae.
AUGACACCAGCGUUCGACAACCGGAAGCGGGAAGCGAAGCAAAGUGUAGGGAAGGAGUCGAGUACCGGUAAACCUAGGAGGUUCAUCCUAAAGGUAGUACCAAGUGGCCCCCCUCGAACUAACGAAGCAACUCCCCCUGAACGUUCACAGCCUUCGAAGCCUGUUGUAUCUGAGAGCCCGAGUCAUACUGGCAAGGUGCUGGAAACUUCACCUCUUCGCUGGAAAAUGGGUACAACCCCAAAGAGAAAGAGAAGUGACACACCCCCAGUAUCUCCUCAGGUGACCCCUAAAUGUCAUAGCAUGCGCAUUCUACAUGCAAGAUUUACUGGAACACGCACCAGUAACGUUGAAGCCUCUGGAACCCCAACUGUGGUGACAAUUGACAACGAUAGUAAUGAUGGCGACACCACCGAAUCCGAGGCUAAUGUUCCAGAGCAAGAGAACGUUCAUGACAUCGGUGACAUACGUGAAGAUUCUGACAGGGACUACAAUGAUGAUUGCAAUGAGGAUGCAUUUGCUUAUUCCAGUGACUAUCCAGGAGGACAAGGUGGUUCAGAUGCUUUCCUUGGGUCCGUUGGUAGCAGUACGUGCCAUUUUAGCGCUGAGCCGGUUACUGACAUUGCUGAGGGCUCAAGCCUUGCUGUAGCCAUUGCUGACCCUGCCCGGAGUCCUCCUGAGGAUUUGGCACGUGCUGUAUUUGGGGCACGGGCUGUUCAUAACAUGAAGUCAAAUCCCAGCCCUGAUGAAAUAAGGGCAGCGGCAGAGGCUUUGGUCUUCAAGCAGCGUGAGCUGGAAAACCAGCGUAGGGAAUUGCGUGGCCUUCUUUCUGCCCAAGGUGUCUCUCCUGACAGUGCUGACUGCGUGAUAGAAGCAGUGACAAGAUCCUCUCAUAGGGCCUCCUCUGUUCUUUUCUAG